AUGCUGGCUUGCAGAAUCCUUAGCCUGCUGGUGGCUUGCGUUAGCCUCAUCUGUCUAUUGAUGGCGCUGGUUACUGACUAUUGGCUGGUGGCCUAUGGAGGAAAGGAUAUCGCCCACAGUGGGCUCUGGAAGACAUGCAUUGCAGGACACUGCUUUGCGCCGGAUGUGCCUGACGAUUACAUCGUGGCCACCCGCGCGUUCCUGAUCUUAGCCUCCCUGGCAGCUCUGGCAUCCGCUGUUUCUCUUGUCGGCUUAUUCAUACAGUGCACGCUCCACAAUGUGUGGGGAUCAUUCAUCGCUUCCAUUGCUGCCUUCGCGGCCGGACUUUGCACGCUAAUCGCUGUGGCCGUGUACACGGCGGAAUCCUGGGGAAACAACGAUUCUCGCAUCCAGCGGACUUACGAGUGGUCCUUCUACCUAGCCUGGGCAGCAUUUCCCAUGCUUCUACUGGCUGGUAUAUCCAGCCUUCUUGUGCACUUGCGCUCACCACCCUCCAGCUAUGAGCACCUGUGA
Euleptes europaea (tarantolino) is the source of this 513-nucleotide messenger RNA. RefSeq names its product protein NKG7-like. Gene Ontology annotation, cellular component: plasma membrane. The transcript is spliced from 4 exons. The coding region runs from base 1 to 513 and encodes 170 amino acids. NCBI's taxonomy places the organism in Eukaryota, Metazoa, Chordata, Lepidosauria, Squamata, Sphaerodactylidae. The record is from RefSeq and is a predicted model, not a curated record.